This is a messenger RNA of Aspergillus fumigatus Af293, 1065 nucleotides long. RefSeq lists its product as uncharacterized. The record is from RefSeq and is a predicted model, not a curated record. NCBI's taxonomy places the organism in Eukaryota, Fungi, Ascomycota, Eurotiomycetes, Eurotiales, Aspergillaceae. Gene Ontology annotation, molecular function: metal ion binding; ATP binding. The coding region runs from base 1 to 1065 and encodes 354 amino acids. The transcript is spliced from 2 exons.
AUGUACGACGUACACGGCAAAACAUAUGGGUCCCAGGGGUUCUUCGAGGCGGCGCACGCGCUGGGAGUGUCGCUGAUCGUCCUCGGCGAGCCGGACCAUUGGCUCGCGAGCGAGACUUACUCGCAUCUCCACAAGGAGUUCAUUGCACUCGACCUCUCUCAACACACGAACCUCCCCAACCGCAUCGCAGCGGCCGUCUGUGGCAGAGCGAUCGACGGGAUUAUUGUCACAUUCACUGAUGAGUACGUCGUGACGACGGCCGAGGCCGCCGAGAUUCUGGGGUUGCGGACCGAGCCGGCGCUGGUGAUGUGGCAGGCGCACCACAAGCACGAGAUGCGGCAAUUGCUGCUGUCGCUCCUCGAUGACGAUAAUGCUAAUAACAAGGUCCAGGCGGUCCGUCUCCACAGCGCCGCCUACCUCGACCACCCUCCCCCCGCCAACCAACUCGCCGCACUCCAGUACCCACUCGGCGUUAACCCCUGCCGGGGCCAGUUCUCCAUCGGAGUGAAGAAGGUCUCUAACGAGGCCAGCCUCCGUCAAGCGGUCGCGAUAUUAGGGGAAGAUAACCAGCUCGCCGAGCAAGGCAUUAUGCUGGAAACCUACAUCUCGGGGCCGGAGCUGGACGCAAACUUUGUCCUUCUGGACAGGGCGGUGCUCUUCUUGAGAUCUGCGACGUUGGCGGCGAACUUCGCCGAGACGCUGCAGAUCUCCAACACGCGGUUCCCGCUAUGGGAGUUCGAGGCAAUCCGCGAGAAGCUCAGCCAGAGUCUGCGGGCGUUGGGCUUCCGGUCAUGGGUGUUCCACGUUGAUGCGCGCAUGCGGAAAACUGCCCUGCGGUAUGGACUGGUUGAUGUGCGCGACGGCGAUGGCGAGGUUGGCGGCAGCAUCAUAGAUCUCAUUGCGGCGAGAGAAUCCGAGCUGACACGUCCCCGUCACCCCCCGCUCCUCAGCAUGACCCCUUCCUCAUCGAGGUUAAUGUCCGUGCCCCUGGCACAGGAGGCACCUGGUCCACUCUGUAUACGUACGGGGUGGACCUCGGCACCCACCAGGUCCUGCGCGCGGUGA